Molecule: messenger RNA, 382 nt
Organism: Tinamus guttatus (white-throated tinamou)
Lineage: Eukaryota; Metazoa; Chordata; Aves; Tinamiformes; Tinamidae
Gene: ATP6V1G3
Product: ATPase H+ transporting V1 subunit G3
Biological process (GO): synaptic vesicle lumen acidification
Cellular component (GO): vacuolar proton-transporting V-type ATPase, V1 domain; synaptic vesicle membrane; vacuolar proton-transporting V-type ATPase complex
Molecular function (GO): ATP hydrolysis activity; proton-transporting ATPase activity, rotational mechanism
Source: RefSeq, a predicted model, not a curated record
AUGACCAGCCAGUCGCAAGGAAUCCAGCAGCUUUUGCAGGCAGAGAAACGGGCCAAGGACAAACUGGAAGAAGCCAAAAAAAGAAAGGGGAAGAGACUGAAGCAGGCCAAGGAAGAGGCUACAGCGGAGAUAGACCACUACCGGCUGCAGAGGGAGAAGGAGUUCAGGCACAAGCAAAGCAGCGCAAUGGGCUCCCAAGGCAACCUCUCCACUAAAAUAGAAGAGCAAACAACAGAAGCGAUCCAAAACCUCACUGGCAGCUACCACAAGAACAUGGAGGGCGUGAUGAAAAAGCUUUUGAACACGAUAUGUGACAUCAGUCCUGAAAUCCACCCAAACUUCAGAUACGAAGUUUAAGAUCCACUGAUGUGCUGGGCAAGGG